ACAAAAAGGCAACAGAUGUCAAAAAAAAGACAUUUGUCCCCGCGUCCCUCCAUCCACCCGGAAAAGUUCGUUACACAUUAAUUUAUUUGUGUUUUACUUGUUGUCGGUUAUUUACGGCCUGAACCUUUUAUGACCCCCCUGUUAGCAUUUAACAACGUAUUUCCCCAUGCUCUCACCCUUCUUCAAUCACUAAUCAAAUAAUUAAUAAUAAUGGGGUCCUUCGCGAGGAUAGAAGACUACUAUAAAAUCGAAAAGAUCGGCGAGGGCACCUACGGGGUCGUUUAUAAAGGGAAAAACAAGAAAACGGGACAACUGGUGGCCAUGAAAAGGAUCCGUCUCGAGAAUGAAGAUGAUGGCAUACCCUCCACCGCUUUGAGGGAAAUGAGCCUUUUGAAGGAACUGAAGCACAAAUACAUCGUUGACUUGCAAGAGGUUAUUAUCGAUGAGAACAAGUUGUACCUAAUCUUUGAAUUCCUUUGUAUGGAUUUAAAAAAGUACCUGGACAGCAUAGAAAGUGGCAAAAUGAUGGAUCCGAAACUAGUGAAAAGCUAUUUAUUUCAAAUAAAUGAAGCGAUACUGUUUUGCCAUCAAAGACGAGUGAUCCACAGGGAUCUUAAACCCCAAAACCUCCUAGUAAACCGAGACGGGUCCAUUAAAGUGGCAGAUUUCGGGUUGGGUAGGGCCUUUGGUAUUCCAGUGCGGGUUUUCACCCAUGAAGUGGUCACUUUAUGGUAUAGGGCUCCGGAGGUGCUUCUCGGGGCUGCCAGAUACUCUUGCCCGGUGGACGUGUGGUCGAUGGGGUGCAUUUUUGCAGAAAUGGCCAGUAGGAAGCCGUUGUUUCAAGGAGACAGUGAAAUCGAUCAGCUGUUUCGGAUCUUUAGGGUGUUGAAGACCCCCACCGAAGAGAACUGGAAGGGGGUGUCUUCUUUGCCCGAAUACCACGCGAUUUUUCCGAACUGGACCAGUUACAACCUGCAAUAUCAGGUGAAGAAUUUGAAUGAAGACGGACUGGAUUUGCUUGGAAAAAUGCUGAUUUAUGACCCGAGUAAACGGAUUUCCGCCAAAGGGGUUGCCACGCAUCCGUUUUUUCGCGACGUGGAUCUCAGUGUGAAACCGGUAUUCGUAGAAAAGGACAAAUAGGACCGGUGUGAUAAUGACUCUUGUGAUUUUUUAGGUGGAAACUUUUUUGUUCCCGCCUAAAACAAUUUAUUUAUUUUUGAUUUUAAGGGGUUACUUAUAUGUUUUGUUUUACGAUAAUGCUUCUUAAAGGAUGUCAUAUUUAGGAUAUUUAAAGCCCAGUCAGCCCUACUGCUCCCUCAAAAAGAAUCUCAUUUUAAGUUGGUGCCAUUAUUUUUUAAAGGCCAUAUAUUUUUUUAUACUAGUUUAAUUUUAGAGUGUUUUUAUGUUUAUAUUUAAAAUUACAUUUAUUAAAAACUGUUUUUUUUUUGUGUA
Molecule: messenger RNA, 1452 nt
Organism: Anthonomus grandis grandis
Lineage: Eukaryota; Metazoa; Arthropoda; Insecta; Coleoptera; Curculionidae
Product: cyclin-dependent kinase 1-like
Exons: 3
Coding region: 211-1140 (309 amino acids)
Biological process (GO): protein phosphorylation; G2/M transition of mitotic cell cycle; mitotic G2 DNA damage checkpoint signaling
Cellular component (GO): nucleus
Molecular function (GO): RNA polymerase II CTD heptapeptide repeat kinase activity; ATP binding; cyclin-dependent protein serine/threonine kinase activity
Source: RefSeq, a predicted model, not a curated record